GUUAACUUUUUGUUUCGUUUGUUAGGGCUGACAGGUUUUGGUUAAAUGAAAAGUUGCAGAAGGAGGUAACAUUUUGAGGAUAUCAUGAUAGCUUAAGAUAAAGUAGGCUUCCCGCUUGAAAUCAAUUAGAAAAGAAUUCACAGUAUAUCUUGUGCUUCUUGAAUGUAAGGUAAAAGUUGUAAAACUAGUAAAUGCACAGCAGGAACAUUGUGUAUUUUAUUGUGAGUCACCCAAUUUGACCUUUAAUUCACACCCAAGAUAAUUUCCACAAAGUUGUAAACAGAACAGUAGCAGGAAAGGAAAUCAUUCUGUAUGAAUGAGUGGUUAAGGAUUUUUUCAUAACCUCAAAGGAACAACAUAGUUCCACGUCAAGCACGCUCUUGAAUAAAUAUUUAAUAUAAGAGAUACAUUUUGGGCGUUUAAAGGGUAUGUAACUUGUUCAGAUCCACUGUUGCAGUGGAGAAUUGUCCACAUGACAGUAGUUUUUUUCGCAUGUAAUGCUUGAUCGGAGGAGGGAUCUCGCAAGAGCUAUCCCGCUCAGAAGGGGAGAGGAGGGCUGUAGGACAGCACGGGGUAGACCUACCGGAAGCGACCGAACGCCUUUAAGACUUUCUGGACCGUUAUGUCGAUUAGCUUAACCUGUCAGCUGCAGGGUGUUUUAAUGUGGAAGGGCGCAUUUGCUAGCCCACUAUAGGAAAGUAUUCCUACGAGAAUCCGCGGGUUUGGAACUUAUGCAGGUUAAAGAAACUUUCUGAAGAAUGAUCAGCGGAGGAGAAUCAUUUGAUGCAAUUCAACGGUCAGUUCUGUAACUUGACAAGAACAUAAUUUCAUUGUCAUAACCACAUGGACAUCAGUCUGAGUAGAAUGUCCGAAAGACAUCAGUGUACGAAUUUGUGGACGUUUGCAGGACAAUUGAAGGAUUCGUAGAUUAUCACAAAUAAGUUUUACUUUCUCUCCGUUGGUGCGGAUUUUCCGCUUAGGCUACGAUACCUGGAAAAGACCUGUUUUUGUAAAGGAGGGCGUCUUCCAUUUCUUGUUUCCCAUCAAAUGCAAAUGAGGACUUGCACCUUUCCACCGCUUAAAGUUCCAGGGUAGCCUAGUUUGACUACUUCCACUGCACGAGCUGGCGCAGGAUGAGCAUGAAACUCCUUACCUCUCCGCAUCGUUCCCGACUCUCUGCAACAAGACCAAGGGCAUGAAUAUGGGUACUUCAAGUCUAUGUAAACACAAGGUCCUGCGUGCAUGAGGAAUCAGCACAUCUCGUGAAACACCAUGUCAGCAGGAGAGCUGAUUGAGUUGCAGGACCUGAGGGCAGACGACCGCAUUGAGCUGACCCUGCCUUCCACCCCACGCACCGCGCGCCUGGAGCGGGUCAACGCCGUGCGUCUGAGUCCCGGCAGGGUUCCGGAGCUCCUGAGCCGUGUGCGGAUCAUCAGGCUGCUAGGGGGCAUUGCUGCAGACCCCCAGCCAGAGGAGGACACCCAGGUCGAGAUCAGGGUAGCCGAUCCGAAGUUAGUGGAGGAGGUUGGGGAGGGCCAUGACUUCCAGCCAUGCAGCCACACACAGCCCACCUGGUGCGACCUGUGUGGAGACUUCAUCUGGGGCCUGUACAAGCAAAGCCUUCGCUGUGUUAAUUGCAGAUUCACAUGUCACUACCGAUGCCGCGCUCUCAUCAAAUUGGACUGCAGUUUGGAUGAGGGUUCCGUGGCUGACCAAACAAGUGUGACUGAGGAGGACACCAUAGAAUCAGACACGAAUGUGGAUGAGCAGACAGAAGGAUUGGGAAAGCAGGAGUUGUCUCCUGCAGAAAUCCAAAAGAAGGUGAAGGAGUACAAUGCCCAGAUCAACAGCAACCUCUUCAUGACUUGGAACAAAGAUGGCUCCUACACAGGCUUUAUCAAGGUCCAUCUGAAGCUGGUACGCCCAGUGUCUGUGCCCCCUCCCAGGAAGGGCUCGUCUGCUCAGGAUCCCCCUGGCCGCGGUAAGCCGGCCGCUGGGAGUGCCCUGAAGCGCCGCACCUCCUUCUACCUGCCCAAGGACACGGCCAAGCACCUGCACAUCAGCUCGCGCACCAGCUCCCGCGAGGUCAUCCAGGCCCUGCUCAAGAAGUUCACUGUGCUGGACAACCCGGCCAAGUUUGCCCUGUUUGAGCGCAGUGAGCGACAUGACCAAGUGUACCUGCGUAAGCUGUCAGAUGAUGAGUGUCCUCUUCGCCUGCGUUUGUGUGCCGGACCCAACGAAAAGGUGCUGAGCCUGGUGUUGAAGGAGAACGAGACUGGAGAGGUCAAUUGGGAUGCCUUCUCUUCUCCUGAGCUCGCAAACUUCCUCCGUAUUCUGAAGCGCGAGGAAGAGGAGCAUGUAAAGCAGAUUAUACUGCGCUACAACCGAACUCGCCAACGCCUCCAGGAAGCCCUGUCCAGCUCCACGCCAGGUUGAUGGGCCCCCUCCCUGCCCAUCCCAGCUCUGCCUGGGACCACCUGCACUGUUGACCUGCGGCCACUAGGUGGCUCUUGUGUCACCGCUGCAUCCAAAGACCCCGGCGACGACGUGGACAGGCCUUCACUCCCCCCCCACUCUCUGUCAGCAGAGAGGAUUGACAAAAACGAGGGAAUGCAUGUGUGAGUGAACAAGAGAGCGAGAGCAAAAUCAGUUGUGCCUUAGACCUAGUGAGAGUGAGUUGCGCCUGGAGAAGCGUGUGAAUGAACGAGUGACAAAGAACGGAUGGGAGAAGAAAACAGACGUCUCAGAACUGAGCCUGUAUGAACGGAGAGCGUGCAGUGAGCAUGUGAGAAAGCAGCAACGUGAGGGACUGCUGUUGAUCUGGUCUGAUUGGUGAUGGAGUCUAUCCACCCUAUCAGCUUUGCAUAAAUGUGUCAUUUCCUAAUUGAGUUGUGUGCUCAUGAGUGGAUGGCUUGUUUGUCAAUGUAUAUGUUUGUUUGUCUAUUUUACAUGUUAAGUAUGUGUUACUUUCUGAAUGAUUGGGAUUUUGUAUUAAAAAUGUUAAUACAGUUGAGGCAAGUCCUUCUGUUAAGAUUUUCCUCAGUACACAGAUUACAUGGCAGCCUUUUACACAAUUAAAAACAGACACACUCAUUGGAAUAAGUGAACGCAUUAAAAUACAUUCCACAGAUUCUUAUUUUUGUUGACAUAGGUAAAAUUGAGGAGUUGCUAAGAAAUACAUUAAACUGUUCAAUAAAAAAUACUUGUCAUAGAAUGUCUUU
Molecule: messenger RNA, 3221 nt
Organism: Alosa sapidissima (American shad)
Lineage: Eukaryota; Metazoa; Chordata; Actinopteri; Clupeiformes; Clupeidae
Product: ras association domain-containing protein 1-like
Exons: 7
Coding region: 1273-2436 (387 amino acids)
Biological process (GO): Ras protein signal transduction
Cellular component (GO): nucleus; microtubule cytoskeleton
Source: RefSeq, a predicted model, not a curated record